ACUUUGACCACAAUCGACCUCUCCGAAUACAAAAGGCGAUAGCACCCGAUACUUCCGGGGAAGAGGACAAAGAACAACAAAGGAACAUGCCAGUUGAUCAAAGUUGACACAGCGCGACCCUGAAGGUCUUUGCUUUUUCUCUCUCUCUCCACACAUAAACCACCGUGGCCCAAAGACGCGUCGUCCCAAUCAUUGACAAUGUCCCCCUUCCCGGUAUCAAUCUGGCAGAGCCCCGCAGCCAAGUGGCACCUCAUUCUUCCAACUCCUCAUGUUGCGGUAAGUCCCAAUGGCUCAAUCCUCAAACAUCACGCGUCCAACAUACAUUCCAGACCGCCGUCCCACCCCCAAACGACUUCUCCUCGCUCCAAACCAAGUUUUACAUCACUCCCAACAAAUCAUGGUCGCCCGAAAGGGACCUCUAUAACGACGCGUUCAACGAGGAAGCCUAUCGCACAGCCCUACAAUGGAACGCGGAUGUUCCCCCUCGAGAAGAGCGUAGCCAACGCCAGCUGGACUGGGACCGGCACGCGGAAAAUAGGAUAGUGUUGCUCACGAGCGGGGAUAGUGAUCGGGACAGCGACAGCGCGUCGACUAUAGACACGGACAGCGAUAGCGACGAGCGGGAGACAGACAGCACUAAGCCUAGUGAUUUCACCACGGAGAGUGAUACCGAC
Molecule: messenger RNA, 674 nt
Organism: Guyanagaster necrorhizus
Lineage: Eukaryota; Fungi; Basidiomycota; Agaricomycetes; Agaricales; Physalacriaceae
Exons: 1
Coding region: 199-543 (114 amino acids)
Source: RefSeq, a predicted model, not a curated record